AAUUAAGCUACCCGUAUAUUUCUUUUUGUAAUAGAAACAUUAGAUCCCAAAAACUAGUAUAGAUACUUUUACAUGAAAUAGUAUCUUUUAUUCAAUAAUUAUAUGGAAAAUAAUUUUUAUGAUAAAAGAUACCUUAAAAAACAAUUGGAAACAAUCUAACAACGGUGUUCUAUGUUACAAGACCAAAAAUCAUUGGUUAGAAAUGUAUCAAGAUUUUUGCAAUCAUCAGUUAUUUGUUUAUUAUACUUAUCGCAUCCCUUCUCUCUCUCACGAUAAGUAGAGAGUUAUUUUGAUAACCCUAUCGAGGAUGAUGGUUUUUAAACAGUGUAUCGGAGUUCAAUGAAUUAGUAGAAGACUGACUAGCAGUUCAGAAACGAUUAACAAUGUUUCCCAUGCUGUCAAAAAACUGUGUUUAUAUUUCAAAGCCAAAGAUGGCAAGAAACUUAGUGACUGAUCCGAAGUACGGAUUUUUGAAACAGUUAGGCAUCACAGCUGAGAAUCCAGGCCUUUAUGAUGGUCGAUGGGGAGGUUCUGGCAAGGUUGUGGAAUCAGUUUCCCCAGCAACUGGUAAAGUAAUAGCAAAAGUGCGAACAUCGUCUGUUCAAGAAGCGAACAAUGCUAUUACAGAAGCACGCAAAGCCUGGUCUCAGUGGGCAUCUUUGCCAGUGCCAACUAGAGGAGAAAUAAUAAGGCAAAUAGGAGACGAGCUUCGACAAAAUUUAAAACCAUUAGGACAGUUAGUGUCCUUAGAAGUGGGAAAAAUAUUGCCAGAAGGUAUUGGAGAAAUUCAGGAGAUCGUCGACAUAUGUGACUUUGCUGUUGGUUUGUCUAGAAUGUUACCUGGCCAAAUAAUUCCAUCUGAAAGAAAGGACCAUGUUAUUUUAGAAAAGUGGAAUCCUCUUGGAGUUGUAGGAGUUAUUUCUGCAUUUAACUUCCCAGCUGCAGUUUUUGGUUGGAAUGCUGCAAUAGCAUUGGUUUGUGGAAAUACUACAAUUUGGAAAGCAGCACUUACUACUCCUUUAAUUUCUAUUGCAACCACAAGAAUCAUAGCAAAUGUAUUCGAACGAAAUGGUAUACCAGGUUCAGUCGCUUCCUUGGUAACAGGAGGAGCAGAUGUUGGUGAUACUAUUGUCACUGAUACACGUGUACCUCUGGUUUCAUUCACCGGAAGUACUAAAGUUGGAAAACAAGUGGCUCUUAAAGUUCAAGAUAGGUUUGGCAAGUUUCUGUUAGAGUUGGGAGGAAACAACGCAACGUUAGUUGAUCAGGAUGCAGAUAUAGACCUGGCAGUUAGAGCAGCAAUGUUUUCUUGUUUGGGAACAACAGGGCAAAGGUGCACAUCUACUAGGAGAUUAAUUCUUCACAGUAAAAUAAAGGAAGAAUUUUUAGGAAAAUUGAAGAUAGCAUUCCAGAGUAUCUUACAAAGGAUAGGGGAUCCUUUGGAUGAAAAUACUUUGUAUGGACCAGUGCACAGUCAACAAGCAGUAGACAAUUAUAAGAAUGCAAUACAAACUGCUGUAAGCAAUGGCGGGAAGAUUGAAUUUGGUGGAAAACAAAUAAACAGGCCUGGUUUCUACGUUGAACCAACGCUUAUUUCUGGUCUCCCACCCACCGCUGAAAUAGUUCAGCAAGAAACUUUCGCACCAAUUGCGUACGUUUUUGAAGUGAAGUCUUUGGAAGAAGCUAUUGCUAUCAAUAAUGGUGUACCACAAGGAUUAAGUAGCGCCCUGUUCACUAAGAGUCUUGGAAAUGUAUUCCAAUGGAUUGGACCUCACGGUUCUGACUGUGGAUUGAUAAACGUCAACAUUGGAACAAGCGGUGCUGAAAUUGGUGGAGCAUUUGGAGGAGAAAAGGCAACGGGAUAUGGUCGCGAGAGUGGAAGUGAUUCGUGGAAGUACUACAUGCGACGUGGAACUGUGACGAUAAAUUACGGAAAGGAACUGCCAUUGGCUCAAGGCUUGAAGUUCGAAUAA
This is a messenger RNA of Osmia bicornis bicornis, 1973 nucleotides long. RefSeq names its product alpha-aminoadipic semialdehyde dehydrogenase (gene Aldh7A1). The record is from RefSeq and is a predicted model, not a curated record. The coding region runs from base 384 to 1973 and encodes 529 amino acids. NCBI's taxonomy places the organism in Eukaryota, Metazoa, Arthropoda, Insecta, Hymenoptera, Megachilidae. Gene Ontology annotation, molecular function: aldehyde dehydrogenase (NAD+) activity. The transcript has 9 exons.